AGGCACUAUGGUAAGUGUUUGUUUAUCUCAUUUUAAACUCAAUGAUAGAAAUCUUAGUAUAACCGAAUCUAACAUUUAACCAAAGUGUUGUAAUCCAUAAAUCCAGUGUUUUAUUUUGAAAUGUUAAUCAACUGUGCACUUGGGUUUAGCUCGGUAGGUCUGUAAAUAUAUAGGUCUAUAUCCUCGAGACAGUUGGAUAGUGCAAAUGCGUACAGCAAAGAGCUCGGUUGAAGAAAAGACUACAAAUAUUGUCACAUGGUAAGAAGGCCCGGAAAUAAUUUGUCUGUCAAAUCCGGCGAAGAUGAUAACAGUAGUAGGCUGGCGUAAAUGUGGCUGGUGUAAGAACACAACAGUUUACAACAGAUAUCCCCUUCAUUCUCGAUCGGAAAACGGUUCGGUUACGUACCGCAAAUUUAUUUCUCUUGCUACGAGCAAUGUAGGCUGAUGAAACGGAACAGACGGCAAAACUUCGUAAAACUACACAUUAUUCUACAUGGACAAAGACAAGUUCGCUGUGAGCCAUGACCCAUGCUCCUGGUUGGAGAUGCACCAGUUCAUUGGAGACCUGAUGGUGUCUGGGGGGACUCUGGGGCUAAAAGACGCCCCACCAGCAGGCCCAGGCUCAUCCCCAUGCUCAGCCCAGCCCAGACAGGUCCAGGCCCAGGUAGAGAGCAUUAGAGAGGCCAGAGACAUCAGUGGACAAACUCAGCACCAUACCUGCACUUGCCCUGGAUGCCCCUACUCUUCAUCUUCCUCCAUCCAGACCAUAAAGCCUAGCAGCACCUACAGCCCAGAGCUCAGUCAGCCCCAGAGUCAGGCCAAGGAUAGCAGCACCCAGAGCCCAGCCCCUACCACUCUCACCACCCAGGGUACUUCUUCACCAAGUCCCCUGCCCCAAAUCCCCACCUUCCCUUGUUUCUGCUGCCGCCGGGGCUUCCAGACCUGCACCCAGCUACAGCAUCACCAACCGGGGGCAGCAGACUUUCCCUUCUCCCAGACACACACCUACUACCACCACCACUGCCCCCUUACCAUCUGCCUGCCCCACCACCACUCCCACCCUGGCCUGUCCCCUGGCACCUUCCCCAGCCUGUCCUGCCAGCAUUCCUUCCCCUCCUGCUCCCAGCUCUUCCACGAGCAUCAGGGCCACACCCCCCCCCAGAACAAUGUUGGAGGGGUGACCAUAGUGUCCCCUACCCUACACCCAUGCAUGCACUGUCCAGCCUCCUUCCCCCGACCCUCUCAGCUGCUACAGCACCAGCGCACCCAGCACGCUCACAAGGCUGGCGGCUUCCUGUGCACUGAGUGCGGGCGCGCCUUCAACUCCCACUCCAACCUCCGCAUCCACCUCAACGUACACACCGGCGCCCGGCCCUACUCAUGCCCUGACUGCGGCAAGAGUUUCAGCCAGUCGGGAGCGUUGAAGAUCCACCGUCGCAUCCACACUGGGGAGAGACCCUAUACCUGCACCUACUGUGGGAGGGGCUUCCCCCACCUGGCCGGGGUCCGGGCCCACCAAAGGACCCACACAGGUGAGAAGCCCUACCGCUGCACCCAGUGUGAGAAGUGCUUCACCCAGUCGGGGGCACUGAAGAUCCACACAAGGAUCCACACUGGGGAACGACCGUUUGUGUGCAGCCUCUGUGGGAAGGGCUUCUCCAACCGCUCCGGCAUCCGCUUCCACCAGCGCACUGUCCAUGGGAUGGUGUCGGAUAUGGGAGGGGGUGGAGGAGCCAGUCGGUCCCAUAGGGGGAGACAGAGUCUAGGCAGCUCAGCUGCUGUGGGACGCCCCAGUGCCAAUCCAAACCGGUUACACAACAACCCCCAUACUGAUGUGACCUCCAGCAUUACUCCUGCCCCGACAAAAAUCCUGUCCCCUGGGUCUCUCCUUGCUCCUCCAGGGUCAGGUCUGACUGUAACCUCAGACAAAGAGCUCCAGUUCCAGUCUAGCGGUGUGAAGAUCCCCUCCAGGAGAGCAGAACCAGGCAGUAGCAAGGAAGGAAGGGCUCAGCUGUACACCUGUGAGGACUGUGGGCUGCUUUUUGGGGACGCUCCCUCCAGAAACCGACACCAAACUGUAGUGCACUACUCUACAGAAGGGGUCGAGGAGGAGGGCCUGGGGGACACUGGGGGGGAGGGGUGAGAGAUGGUAGAUGGAAGCUUGAUGCAGUACAUCGUUGGAUCAAAGGCUAAGGGAGAGGUGGGUGAAAAUGGAAAGGUGAGAAGAGGCAGAAAGCUUGAGACUCAUUGAGGAAAAAUAAUAUGUAAAUGCAUGGUGGUGAAGGGAGGUGAGAAGAAAGUUAAUUCCACAGUGAACAAUAAACACUCUCUAUCAAUGGGAUAUAUUACUUAUUUGAGAUUGAAUUUCCACUUUAAAAGAUGCACUAAUUUUCACAUUUUGGGAGUCCAAUUUUCUGUUUGUCAAAAAGCCAAUUACCAUGAUUAGGCUACUAAAGAUGAUUAUUUGAGAGCUUUUGAUUAUUUUUGUAUUUAUUUUACUGGUUUGGCAAAAUCCACAGAUAGCAUCAUCUCAAAUGUAUGACACUGUAAGACAUUGUCCCUUAGGGCAGCGCACAAUUGGCCCAAUGUCGUCCGGGUUAGGGGAGGGUUUGGCCGGGGUUGGCCGUCAUUGUAAAUAAGAAUUUGUUCUUAACUGACUUGCCUGGUUAAAUAAAUAGUAAGUGAAGAUAUGUUGUAUUUAGCAUCAUUAUGUAAUUUAUAUUUUGUAAUAAUAUAAACUGAUAUUGUUGGCCCAUAUAAACUUGUGUAUAUCAGUUU
Molecule: messenger RNA, 2778 nt
Organism: Oncorhynchus gorbuscha (pink salmon)
Lineage: Eukaryota; Metazoa; Chordata; Actinopteri; Salmoniformes; Salmonidae
Product: zinc finger protein 383-like
Exons: 3
Coding region: 494-2143 (549 amino acids)
Biological process (GO): regulation of transcription by RNA polymerase II
Molecular function (GO): RNA polymerase II cis-regulatory region sequence-specific DNA binding; DNA-binding transcription factor activity
Source: RefSeq, a predicted model, not a curated record